UAUAAUAUAUUAUUUGCAAUGAAUCGCCGAGUAAGAGAUGGAUUAAAAGCUCUCUCUUCUGCGCCUGUUCAAUCUAAAAGACGAAUCCCUCAAGACCCGAGGUGUUACUUUAACAAGUUGCCAGAUGAGUUAAUAGUCAAAGUGUUCCAAUAUGCUGACAUUAAAACGUUGAUAAAGUUAACUUAUGUCUGUUCAAAGUGGAGACGUCUUUCAGAGGACGACUUAUUAUGGCAGCAAAGGUACCUACGUUAUACAAGCAAAGUUAAAGCUGUUAAAUUAAAAGAUUCAAAGCUUCCAUAUAAAGUUAGGCUGUUCAAAGACUGUCGUAAGAUACGUGAUGACACAGCCAUAAGAAAAACCAAGUUAAACCCAUACACAGCAGUAGUUGCAAACAUGGAUAGGUUUUUAUGGGCGUUUGAAGUCCAAUUCCAAAUCUGUUUUACCACGAAAGAUAAAACAGAACGAACAUUCACAAACUCUUAUAAAAAAUCUUUCAGUUCCUCCACUGUAGUACAAUGGUCAAAUUUGGAAGGCUUUCCAAAGUUGUCAGAUGUUUCAACUGUUUCACUUUAUGCACGGAUACCAUUAAUGCUUAGCAGUAAAGGUAAACCUAUUAAAGGGAGCCCAAGGCAGUUAAGUCUAUUAUGUACUGAUAAGGUGAAUGAAUUGACACCAUUGUGUGAAGAUAGACACAUCAAAGCUGUUGUCCUUCCAAGUGGGAUGCUUGUUGCUUUAUGGAGUGGAUCUGAGGACAUUGCAUUUGUGUGUGUUUCAAUACACCACCAUGAUUUAGUAAAGAAGAUAUUAUAUUCUAAUGCCGAUACAAUUUACACGAAUCCACACAUUGUAGUUGCAGAUGACAUAGACACCAGUUAUGGCUUACAUGGAUACAAAUGCCACAUUAACCUGCACACAUUGGGUGUGUCUUUAUUUGAGGAGAAGUUUUCUGGUAUGUUUUGUAAUGAAGCACAAACCCCAAGGGUUGACAAUGUAAAGGACCACAUUGAACUAAAUGUAUGCUCCAUAUCAGCGCCUGUAAGCAAGAAACUAGAGAUUGGAUGGAAGACUGACUUGUUUCAAGGCUCAUUGUCCCACACUGUAAUGCUAGGAGUUACGUUGGUUGAUAUUAACAAUGAAGUUAUGUGGGAAAUAUCAAGGCCUGUGAAAUCUAAUGAUAAACCAUUAGAUGAUGGUGUGUUUUCUAUGGAUGGAUUCAUAAAGGAAUUUAAAUAUUCAGAUAAAGUUGGUGAAAUAUCUUUAAUGGUAAACGUAGAUGGGGAAAGAGCUAAUGUUCAAAAAGUUAAAAUUCUUUUAAAUGUUGAUAAUAUUAACAUUUGGUUUGGCACUGACUAUUAAGUCACCAACCGCUACAAUAUUGUUUGCCUAGAUGUCGAUUCUGUCAGCUGUGCUAUUUUAAGGUAUUUGUUUCUUAUAUCAAGGCUAAAUUUUUUUUGUAAAACGUCAUAAACUUUCUUGCUUUAUUUUUUUUGUAAAACGAUAUAAACUUCCUUGCUUUAUAUAAACUCAGUUGCAAUUAAUAUAAUUUUUUUAUUCUACUGUGCCAAAAUACAAUUGCACUAAUUUUUAUUAAACAUACUUUUCUACAAGUAAUCAGUAAAUUAUCCAUAGCCAUAUUAAUAUAUAUGUUGUCAUGGCUAUACAACAUUCAAAUAUCCAUUAUAUGGUUUUAGUUCAAUUGCUUUGGAGUUUCUUGCAAUUUUGUAAAUCUUAUAUUCAUGUUUGUAGAUACUUGUAGUUUUAAUAAAUCUUUUCAAAAUAGUAAAAUAUUUUAUUAAACUCCCCUUUUGAUUUAGUUUAUAGUUCGUGUUUAACUGUCAGGUUUAGGCCAUAAUCUAAUUUACUUUUUUUUACAUUCCCAUUAUGGCAUGAAGUACUUGUAUAAAUUCAACCACUGUCCAUUAGUGUAUCUGUCACAAAGUUGGUACUACCAUGUCAUUCCAUUAAUCUUUAAUUCCAUUUAAAUCAAUUUCUCUGCUUGCAG
This is a messenger RNA of Ciona intestinalis (vase tunicate), 2002 nucleotides long. RefSeq names its product F-box only protein 15-like. The record is from RefSeq and is a predicted model, not a curated record. Gene Ontology annotation, cellular component: SCF ubiquitin ligase complex. Gene Ontology annotation, molecular function: protein binding. Lineage: Eukaryota; Metazoa; Chordata; Ascidiacea; Phlebobranchia; Cionidae.